Aegilops tauschii subsp. strangulata is the source of this 1720-nucleotide messenger RNA. RefSeq names its product BTB/POZ and MATH domain-containing protein 2-like. The record is from RefSeq and is a predicted model, not a curated record. Gene Ontology annotation, molecular function: protein binding. Lineage: Eukaryota; Viridiplantae; Streptophyta; Magnoliopsida; Poales; Poaceae. Gene Ontology annotation, biological process: protein ubiquitination.
UUUUAAGAAAACCCGCCCACUUUAUUGAUUCAUCUCAAUGAUCAUAGGUACAAGGUUUUGUUCAUGGGGUAGUCCCAACCAAAUGUGUCGGCCAGGCCCAAGAUUACAAUCAAACUUGGCGAGAUUAUGAGCUUUUAAAUUAAACAAACUACGCUCAUGACUAAAACAGCAAAAAGCAAAAGUAUUUCUAGUGAAAUUAAUCUCCUUUAUUAUGGCGCCGUGUUCUCCACCAGAUUCUUUUUUUUAGCACUGUUCUCCACCAGAUUCAUUCCCAAUAUCUUUGAUCACCCCCUCACAAUCAGAAAGAAGCAAUGUUGGCUUUUAACAGGACGUCGAGACCAUUUGAUUCGUCCAGGAGGAGGAAUUGGACUCGGAUUCCUGGGCCCGAUUUUAGAGAGGAAGGAAGCGCGUUCCGCUUCCCGGCCCAACCCUCUUUCCUUCCGCUUCCCGGCCCAACCCUCCAUACAAAUGCAAAACCCUAAUAAGAAACCCUAAGAAACCCUUCUCCCCCGCCACCGGCCACCACCCCGACCAACGGAGGCAGCGAUGGGAUGCACGGCGUCCACGCGACGUGCGGGGUGGGGCUCGCUCGUGUUCGAUGUCUCAGGGUACGGCGGAGUUAGCCUCGACGUACAAUCAUCAGAAGUAUUCACCGUCGGCGCUUACGACUGGCAGAUUCGUUUCUAUGAGGAAGGAGUGUUUGGGCAUUCCGGAGGCUAUGUGGCGGUCUAUCUCUUUUUAGUCAGCAAGAAGGCCAAGGUGAGGGCAACAUUCGAGCUCAGUUUGGUGGACAUCACUGGAUCAACGCCGCCUCGUACGAUGAGGACGGUCGACGCAGAAUUUGACUCUGGCGACCGAACGUGCUUCGGCCAUCCCGAGUUCAUGAGGAAGAGCGAGCUCGAGGCGUCGCCUUACCUUCGCGGCGAUCGCCUCACAAUUGAGUGUGCCAUCACUAUCUGCAAGGAAGCGCCGGUCUCGUCGAAAUCGUUUGCUGAGGUGCCGCCAUCCGACAUCACGGAUCACCUCAGGAAGCUGUGGCAAGGGAAAGAGGGCAGCGAUGUCACCUUCGAGGUUCAAGGGGAGGCUUUUCCUGCCCACAAGACGGUGCUCGCGAUGCGGUCGCCGGUGUUUAAGGCAGAGCUGUACGGUGCCUUGAGGGAAAAUGAUAUGGGUCGCGUUAUCAUUGGCGACAUGCAACCUGCAGUCUUCGAGGCCCUGCUCCAUUUUAUAUACACCGAUUCAUUGCCCACCAUGGAUGAUCUUUACCAAGAUCAAGAUGAAUACAAAGAGAUUAUUGGACAUUUGCUUGUAGCCGCGGAUCGGUAUGCCAUGGAAAGACUGAAGAUCAUAUGUGAAAGCAUCCUUUGCAAGAACAUAGAUGUGAAGACCGUGGUGACUACACUGGCUUUGGCUGAUCAGCAUCACUGCAACAAGUUGACUGAUGCUUGCAUUGAAUUUAUUGCCUCUUUGGGUAAAGUGGAUGAUAUAAUAGCAAGCCAGGGAUAUGCUGAGCUCAAAAGAACCUGUCCUUUGGCUUUACUGGAACUGUGGGAGAAGGCAACUAGGCUCUACAUGAUAUAGUCUUCAUUUCACAUUGGCAUGCGUGUUAAGUCGCAUACAUAUCUUGCUACUUGUUUGAUGAAGGAUUAGUUUAUUUUAAUAUAUAUGGAGCUUCGGUGAAAAACAGUACUACUCUGCUAAUGUUUUUCAUUUGCCAAGA